CUGCUCAGACCUGCAACCAGGAUAAGUAACUAACCAACCAACCAGUGGUGGAAAGUACCCUGCCUGCCCUGAAGCAUCCAGCUGUUUUUAUUUUUAUUAUUUCUUCCUCAUCAUGAAAGCCAUCAGUCCCGUCCGCUCUGCCAGGAGCUGCUACAGAGCCGUGUGCUGCGUCUCGGAGCAGAGUCUCGCCAUCAACCGGAGUACUAAUCCCAAACACUCGUGCGUGGACGAGCCGGUGAGCGCCCUGUGCGACAUCAACGACUGCUACUCCAAGCUGAAGGAGCUGGUCCCGAGCAUCCCGCAGAACCAGACCGUCAGCCAGGUGGAGAUCCUGCAGCACGUCAUCGACUACAUCUUCGACCUGGAGAUGGUUUUAUCCAUAAAGACUGCUGACAUUACUCGAGAUUUCCCCAAAGAAGAAGAGCAGCUGUGCCAUUAGGAUAAAAUGGAACAUUAUGGUGCAGGGAAACACAUGUCUCCACUUCACUCCGGGCAAGAGGACAAGAGGGGCAGAAAGGGUGGGAUAGGUAUUUGGAGGAGAAGAAGAGACAGAGGAGGAGGGCUUUAAAGAAAAAGAGUGAGAGAAAAACAAAGCUGUGGACGGUUUCCGAGAUGAGCCGGGAUCAGCAGCAGUGCACGAAGAACACAAAGACUCAUUCUUUGGCUCCUGAACAGACAAAUCAACACACCAAAGCAGAAGCCAGGACUGGAAAGUGAAAACGACCAACCGUCUUCCUUGUAAACCUGGGGAUUCCUCAAAUGUAGAAGUUAAAUAUGUGUAAUGUUUGUUUUUAUUUCCCUUUUGUAACGCAUUCCAAAAAGAGCCCAACAUGAACCUGUCUGAAUCACCUCACCUGUUAUUCCCCAAGAUAUAUGUUAAAACUAGAGUGUAAUACAUCUGUACACAUGGUGUGAGUCCUUUUGAAUGUCUACAGUUUUUUAUGGGAGUUUAGUUAUAAUCCAAACUCUAUACUAGAGUUUAUUUGAAACGUUUGUAGGGAUUGUGUUAUUUCUACAGACCACACGUUGUGAGUUUCAUAAACUCCUUAUUAUUAAGGUUUCUUUGUAUGUACAUUAGGAAUAAUGAUAAUAAUAAACAUGAUGUGAAGCA
Molecule: messenger RNA, 1111 nt
Organism: Nematolebias whitei (Rio pearlfish)
Lineage: Eukaryota; Metazoa; Chordata; Actinopteri; Cyprinodontiformes; Rivulidae
Gene: id3
Product: inhibitor of DNA binding 3
Exons: 3
Coding region: 113-439 (108 amino acids)
Biological process (GO): cell differentiation; negative regulation of transcription by RNA polymerase II; circadian regulation of gene expression
Cellular component (GO): cytoplasm; nucleus
Molecular function (GO): transcription regulator activity; protein dimerization activity
Source: RefSeq, a predicted model, not a curated record